Molecule: messenger RNA, 612 nt
Organism: Rangifer tarandus platyrhynchus (Svalbard reindeer)
Lineage: Eukaryota; Metazoa; Chordata; Mammalia; Artiodactyla; Cervidae
Source: the annotation of a GenBank genome assembly
AUGGAGUCUCCGCCCGAGGACCACCAGUGUGGGCCCUACUGCGUGAGAGCUUGCACUUUGGAUGUGAGACCUGAAUUUGAGCAGGAUCGAGAGCCGGAAGACAGAGACGGCUACUUGGUGCAAGGAGGUCGUCUGGCCUUCGUGGGUGGCGUGAAUUACGUCAACCUCCUCAGCCUCGGCUACUGGAACCAAGGAGCCGUCUGGAACCACCAGGGUCGCAAUGGUGGUGGCCAGGAGCCGGAGCAGCAGCCAGAGGAGGAGCCAGCGGAGGGGCCAGCGGAGGGGCCACCGGAGGAGCCAGGCUUAGCGGCGGCUAUGGUCCAGGCGCAGCAGCAGCAGCAGCAGGGCCCGCCACGCCGCCGUAGGCAGCACAGGAAGUUCACGGCCAUGCAGCUGCAGGAGUUGGAGGAACUCUUCCAGGAGACUGAGUACCCGGACCUUCUUACCAGACGGGAGAUUGCGAGACGCUUGGGUGUGACUGAAACCAGAGUGCAGAUUUGGUUUAAGAAUAAGAGAGCCAAGAAUCGGAGAAAUGAGAGAGCAGCCAUGGUUCAAGCUCCACCACCUGCUGCCUUAAGGCAACUUUACUUCUUCCUGACGGAUGUGCCCUAA